This is a messenger RNA of Phycomyces blakesleeanus NRRL 1555(-), 2316 nucleotides long. RefSeq lists its product as hypothetical. The transcript is spliced from 2 exons. Gene Ontology annotation, cellular component: exocyst. The record is from RefSeq and is a predicted model, not a curated record. Gene Ontology annotation, molecular function: SNARE binding. Bases 8 to 2245 code for a protein of 745 amino acids. NCBI's taxonomy places the organism in Eukaryota, Fungi, Mucoromycota, Mucoromycetes, Mucorales, Phycomycetaceae. Gene Ontology annotation, biological process: exocytosis; exocyst localization.
GGCCAGUAUGGAAGAUGCGCGAGAAGUUGCAUUAGCAAAACUAUCAGAAUUACUCAAACAUCCCGAUGACCUUAAUACAAAGGUCGGACCUCUUUCUCGUCGUCUUGCCAAAGAAAAGGCUUCCAUCGAUGCUCAAUUGAGUACGGGUGUCCAAACCCAGCUCGACAAUGUCCAAGAAGGGCUCGAGACACUUGCUCUCUCGAGUCAGAACAAUGACAAAGUCAAAUCUAACAUGCGACGAAUCGACAAACUUUGUCGAGAUGCACAAUCAAUGAUCCAUGACUUUCCUCGAAUCAACAAGGUGUCCCAAGUUCAUCAAAAUUUUGUAGCGACUCAAGAGAAAGUAAAAGCAUUUCGGGCAUUAUACCAACGUCUACAAGGAAUUGAGCAGAUGUUUACACCAUUACAACAAGACGUAUUUAGACCGCAAGACAACCUACUUCAUGUGCAUUACGAAUUAUUCAAACUUGAGGAGUUUAGAGACCAAACAAUGCAUCAGGCACGAGGCUCUCCUCAAGAUGUCCUCAUCACGCUCAAGACAUACUUUAGACGUGUAGAUGUCCUGUCAGAUGAUUUCACACAGCAUCUUUGGCAGAUUGCGCGUCACCUUCUUGAGUUAGUAGACAUGGGCUUGGGUGCUUCAGUAGUCAAGUUAGUCAAAAUUAUCGAGUGUGAAGAACAUGCAGACGAAAAGGCAUUGGCAGCACAACAGGCUCAAACAAGUCAUCAGGAUAUGCAGGGACACAAAAAGUGGCGACUAGCCGAAGGCAAUCCACGCACCAUCAAAUCCUACCGUGUCGAAUUCUUUGAACAGAUUCACCAAUCUAUUGUCGAGCGUUUUGAAGACGAAUUAGCUCCAUAUCGUGAAAACGGAGAUUGGUCAGGUGCUUUGGACAUUACAGACUUUAUCUUCAAUGACCUUGAGUUGGUCUUUGAUCAUGUCGUGCCAAAGUUUCCCAAGAAGUAUAAGAUCUUUCCUCACUUUGUAUUGGAGUAUCAUCGUCAUACGUACGAGUUGCUGAAUGGUAUGGUUGACCAAGAUUUGGAUGCUGGAACUAUCUUGAGAUUAUUACGAUUUGUGAGGGAUUACUAUGCUACUAUGAGUACACGUCUGGGAGUUACUGAAGAACUAUUGGAGCCCCAGCUUCUGGAUGGCCAGGAACAAACACUUGUGGACGAAUAUCUUAAACUGGUCCGCAACAAACUUGCCGAAUGGACUUCCAACCUCAUGUCCUCUGAGUCGCGCGACUUUGUGGUCCGUGAACAUCCACCAGAGACUACCCCCGAUGGUCAAUAUGGAAUGGCAGGUGCAGUCGACAUGUUCCAAAUUAUAAACCAGCAGAUAGAUGUGGCUGCAGAUGCCAACCAGGGAAAAUUGCUGUAUUUGGUUGUGUAUGAAUGUCACAAGGUCAUGAAAGACUCUCAAAGUUUUUGGAAAAAACUACUACUAUCGGAAAUGCGCCGGCAGUUGGAACAACCCGAGGAAGCACCAGAAGGCUUUGUUGAGUACGUUAUGGCCCUUGCGAAUGACCAGAUCAAGUGCUCUGAUUUUGCUGAAGCAAUAUUGAAGCGAAUUACUCCAUUGGUUGAGGCUAAGUAUAAGACACAGGUGGAAGACAAGCUAUCAACCUGUGUGGAUGGCUAUCUACAAAUAGGUGCCGCUUCCCGUGAAGCUUUGUUGGAGGUUACUUUUAACGAUAUUAAGCCUGUAUUUGAUGAUCUAUUCACCGCUCGCUGGUACGAACAACCUCUUGUUCCAUCUGUUAUCGAGACCCUUAAAGAUUACUGCAACGACUUUACACAUCUCAACAAGUUUCUGUUUGACAAGUUAGUCAAUGAUAUGCUCGACCGAUUUUUGAUGCUUUAUCUCGAAGCUAUGCGACACAAGAACGCACGAUUCCGUAUGACCACAUGCCUCGACAAAAUCCAAGACGAUGUUCGCAUGUCUUUUAACUUCUUUUCGACAUACAAAUCUGUGGAAGAGCUCGAAGAGCGAUUUGAUGUGAUUGAAAGGGUUCACACUUUACUGGAAAGUAACAGACGAAUGAUAUUUGUGGAUUACUAUUCUCUCCGACAAGCAUACCCCGAUGUUCCAUUAGCAUUUGUAGAAGAUGUAUUGAGCAAGCGAGACGAUCUUGACAAAGCUGCUCUCAAAGAUAUUAUGGAAGGAAUCAAGGCAAAAGCAAGAGAGUACGAACCUGAAGCUAACACCCCACCCACUAUAUUCAGUCGUAUUAAGUGGUAGUGCACUUUCAUUGUUUUGCUUUGCUUCUUAAUUUUAUCUUUACCCAUUCAAUGCUUAUUUACCCGCAACAU